AUAAAGAGGAGGGAGGUCGAACAUGAGAAAUAACGUGGUGUCAAUAGCUGCCAUACUAACAAUAAAAAAAAGUAUAUGUUUAGUGGAGCUGUGGAUUAAUGUGUCUAUUCAGGAUGGGAGAGGGAGAAUGUAAUCGAUGGAAGUUCUCGUCCUGACAUUAAUCUCAUUACUAUUUCCUUUGCUAGUGUUGUAUCGCAUUCAUGUCUCAAGCCACUCGAUUAGAUCAGACAAUGCCUCAGGGUGCACCAGACUUGCCCAUUGAGGCUGCACUGCAGCAAGUCACGGCUGACCGUAACACUCUACGGUCCCAGAACGAUCAGCUCUGGAAGAUCAUUGAGAAGCAGCGUAUUAUCAUUCAAAAUUUGCAAAAGGAUAAUGCUAAACUCACUGCCGAGCGCGAUCUUUUCCGGCACGUCGCUGCUGAAAAUGAAAGCUAUAGAAACAGCGAUCUUCCGCAAUCUACUGCUCAUACUCAGAUGGAUAGUCAUCACCAAUCCUCCAAUAAGAGCUCUGACAGAAAGGCUCGAGAACAGGACACGUCCUCGACUAUACUAAAGCACAUAAGCACCGUUGACAAAGAUCUUAAAAUGCCCCCGCCCUCGCUAUCAUCAGCUCCUCAAGCACCAACAGAUACCGUGCAACCUCAAUCAGAGUUGCUUUCAGAACUGAAAGAGGAGGCACAAACACCCAAGGAGGCGAUACAGCCUGAAUCCUCUCCACUGGCUUUUUCCAAUGGUGACAGCGACCUGAAUGAUGAAAAUAACAGGGAUAAUCAAGAAGAAAACAGCCAGUCGUACAAGUCGUUGGAAGACGAAACAAGAUCACAAAAUAGGCUCGAUUCAGACACCCAAUUUGCUAAUGCUAUAGACCACUCACCCCAACAAAUACAGACUACGACUGCUUCGCCACCUAUGGGUGUUGACCGAGACACUCAAGUAACGCUCAAUACUUAUGGUCAGAUAGGGCAACUACAUUCACCAGCCUCAGGAAGCCCAACUAGUUUCCGAAAUGUGUCGGCCAAUCUGGCCUUUGGGCCUCUUUCGCCAGGCUUACCCUAUCUUCCGCCUCGAUCACCAAGGAGAGAGCGUAAAGAUAUUGAUACUUCAUCUUCGCCUGCUGUGUCAGAUAACGAGGACGACUCGCAACCUGUGUCCGAUAAGAAGAGCCCGGUGGCCAUGAGGAAAAAGAUUGAUCAAUCCUCAAUGUCACCCGAAGGAUCUCUUCAGUCAGAUCUAGAGGACAAAGACGUGCAGGUCAUGUCUGCAUCCAAGGUCUCGAUUAGAUCAGUGAAUGCUUAUGAAUCUACUGGAUCAUCCGGCAUAGAGCCAUAUGCUGAUACAGGUCCAUCAACUCGUAAAAACAUAUCAGCGCAAAUCCCACUUAUCCCACUCUCUACAACACAAUUACAAGGAGUACAGGAACACGUCCCUGUUAAUACUGCUGCAUCCUCUGCCACUUCAUCGCCUAUUGCCGCCAUCAUCGACCAAGAUGCCGAAAAGUUCAGGAUGUUUAUGAGCAAGCUCAGCAGCCCUAACCGCAAAAAUGUUUCUGCCCCUAUCCAGCUUCCCGGAGGAGAAUAUCAAGAUCAUGCCACUGCUUUAGGUCAAGCCGUAGCUAUGGAGAAUAUUCAGAAUCAACUCGAGAUCCAGAGCCAAUUAUUGGGACAACUCCAAAGCCAUAGCGGAAGAAUUGCAUUAAAUCCAGUGCAUGGAGGAAACCGUCGUAAUGUUUCUGCACCAAUCCAUGCCCACGAAAUACGCCCGGUAACUAGCGCUGAUAGCACGGAUUUCGCCCGUACCUCCAGCGAAGGUAUUGACCAAAAUGCAUAUGUAGGCCCUAUGGAUCGGAGCGGAGGCCAGCUCUCAUAUAUAUCUGAAAUUCAAGAGAAUGAUUCUGUGCAAACAUUCGAUGACUAUCCUAAAAUCAAUGCACGAUCAACAUCUCAUCAAAGAACUGAUGACGAUGCAGGUAGUGGACAUGGUGUAGCAUUCGCCCCUAAUCGACAGGGUUCUAGAGACCAGCAAGGCGAGAAUGGGCGUAUAAAUCGCGUGGCCUCACCUACACCCUCCAACAACUCGUCAAUCACAAAUACGCUGACGAAUAUACCGUCAUCACCGAACCAUUCUCGUCCAACAACGCUACACCAGCAAGCCUUCAGCAUGUUUGCGGAUAAUCUUGAGUUUGUCUCAAUUCUUGUAGUUGGCAGUAACAUCAGCACGAAUGACAGAGGUAGAGAACAGUUAACCUUUUUGAUAUCGAUUGGUCAAGAAGUGCAUGGCGAGCAAGAGGAUAGUAUGUUACCGCAUAAAGAAGACGAAGAGCUCUGGAGAGUUGAGAAGCAAUACUCUGAUUUCGUCAAUCUCGAUUCAAAGCUCCGCAUUACACAGUCCAGAAACAUUGUCAAUUCUUUGCCCAAACUACCUGAUAAAAGUCUUUUCAGUACGCAUGCACCAUCCAAAGUGGACGCACGCAAAAUAGCUCUCGAACAGUACUUGCAACAAGUGACAUCGCUUCGCAUUAAAGAUACACGUGAUCUUUGUGAAUUCCUUAGUACAAAUGUCGUGGAACGAGAAAAGAGGCAGGACACUAAAGGUUCCGGAUUUAAAGCUGGCUAUUUAACUAAACGUGGCAAGAAUUUUGGGGGCUGGAAGACACGAUACUUUGUUCUCCGUGGGCCCGCUCUUGAAUACUUUGACACUAAGGAUGGUCAUCACCUGGGAUCUAUCGCACUUACAAAUGCCCAAAUAGGACGCCAGCAAUCGCAAGAUAAAUUACAGGAAGGAGCAGGAGAGGGCGCAAAUGACCCUAAUUCCUAUAGGCACGCUUUCUUAAUUCUGGAGCCCAAGAAGGGACAAACUGUGGUCGAUGCCAAAAAGAAUCCAAACAGUGUCACUCGCCAUGUUCUAUGUGCCGAGACUGACGAGGAACGUGAUGACUGGGUGGAUGCACUGAUGAUAUAUGUAGGAAAGGAUCCUGCAGAGGCAUCUGAGAAUAUUGAGCGUGAGAAAGCUGGUAGAAAAAUACAUGAGAUUCAAAAGUUGAGUGCAACCCCGAUCAGAGAUCUACAGCCAGUAAAAGGGAAUGAGAAGCUCUUGCUAAAUCGGGAAGCGUACGAAAGACAGCAGCGUACUAUCCCCGCGUCUCAUUCUACGCAACUCCACUCACAAGGCCGCAAUGGAUCAAUAUCUCAGUCUCCUACCUUACCAAAUGCAAAUGUUGAGGAAAGGUUUUCUUCUGAGCGAUCUUCAGUAGAUGCUUUCUCAUCAAAUCAAAAAGGCAGUAACUCUCAACAGUCUCCGCCAUCAAGGAAUCCAUCAUCACAAUCGCUUCUGCAGGAAGAUCAUGUGCCUUCCAAGCCGUUAUCAGAAAAUCAGUCAAUCCCAGAAUCAUCCGAGAAGAAGCAAAAGUCAAGAAUGACAUUUUGGGCUAAAAAGAGCACGAAGGAGGAGCCAUUGCCACAGAUGCCAGUUAUAACUAAUCAAAAUGGCCCCCAAAUGCCAGGAUCAACUCUGUCAUCACAGGACUCUUCAAGGCUCAGAACGUUUCUGGGAAUGAGUGCUGGCAAUACCCCCAGCAAUGGUACCAGCAAUGGGGUUGGAAAUAUAAGCACGGUUCCAGCCCAGGCGACAGCACCCGGUCCUGGGUCACAGGCACCGCCAUUUACUUCUGAACGCCAAGUUUUUGGUGUAAGUUUGGAGCAAGCCAUCGAGCAGGCUCAAAUUCAACCUGGAUAUGAGCUCCCAGCAGUUGUGUAUCGAUGUAUCGAGUAUUUGAAUGCACAUAAAGCUCAAUUUGAGGAGGGCAUUUACCGGUUGAACGGCUCAGCAGCUGUGAUCAAGAGCCUAAAAGAGCGAUUUAAUCAGGAAGGUGAUGUGCCUCUUUUACAAGAAGAGGAAUAUUACGAUAUUCAUGCAGUAGCUGGCCUUUUGAAAUUGUUUCUACGAGAAUUACCAUCUUCAGUAUUGACUCGGGAAUUGCACAGAGACUUUCUUCAGGUCGUUGAACUUGCAAACAAAGCGGAUCGAGUUGAGGAGCUGACACGAUUAGUUGCAUCCCUUCCUGAAGCCAACUAUACACUUCUCCGCGCUUUGACGGCACAUCUGAUCGAGAUCGUGGAUAAUGCUGAUAUAAACAAAAUGACGGCUCGCAAUGUGGGUAUUGUCUUUUCACCAACGCUUGGGAUCCCUGCCGGGGUGUUUGCAUUGCUAAUGUCAAACUUUGAUCAAAUCUUUCAUACAAACGAUGGUCGAAUCAUGCCGCUCGAAAACAGCAUCAAUAAUAUGCAUCAGGAAUCACAAGAAAUUACAAGUUCAUCUUUAAUAUCUGAUAGUGGUGAUAUGAAUCAGGAACCAACUUCUAUAGCAACUUGAAAAAAAUACACCACAGCAUGUGUUAAAGUGUGACUCGGUAUUAAAUUGUAAAG
This is a messenger RNA of Lobosporangium transversale, 4423 nucleotides long. RefSeq lists its product as hypothetical. Gene Ontology annotation, molecular function: phosphatidylinositol binding. Gene Ontology annotation, biological process: regulation of GTPase activity; signal transduction. The coding region runs from base 201 to 4370 and encodes 1389 amino acids. The record is from RefSeq and is a predicted model, not a curated record. The transcript is spliced from 7 exons. NCBI's taxonomy places the organism in Eukaryota, Fungi, Mortierellomycota, Mortierellomycetes, Mortierellales, Mortierellaceae. Gene Ontology annotation, cellular component: cytoplasm.